Molecule: messenger RNA, 1218 nt
Organism: Nerophis lumbriciformis (worm pipefish)
Lineage: Eukaryota; Metazoa; Chordata; Actinopteri; Syngnathiformes; Syngnathidae
Product: tetraspanin-8-like
Biological process (GO): regulation of vascular endothelial growth factor signaling pathway
Cellular component (GO): plasma membrane
Source: RefSeq, a predicted model, not a curated record
GGCCGGCGUUGGCAUUCCCCCUGCAGGUUUGACAUCGCAAUCGAGCUGCAGCCCCGUACGAAGGCACAAACUUCACUCCUGCUCUCAAGAUGGGAAAAAUCAACGGCUGCCUCAAAUGUCUCUUCAUCUUCUUCAACGUGAUCUUCGCUAUCAUUGGAUGUCUGCUGAUCUUUGCGGUGGUGAAGGCCAGCAUUUACAGUCAGCAGAUGUCAGCGUUGGGAGCGCCCGGCAUGGCGUGGGUUUGGGUGUUUGCCAUCGGCGUGAUCGCUAUUUCCUGCCUGGGAAUCUACGCAGGAAGCAGUGAGAAGGGCUUGGCACUGAAGAUGUUUGCAGGCUUCAUGGGCGUGGGAAUGAUCAUCAUGCUGAUCUUUGGCAUCAUCGUGGCGGUGCUGAGGAACAAGGUCAGAGACAACUUCCGCAGCGCGUCUUCGGACGCCGUCAAGCAACACAUGGAUCAAAAAGAAUUCCGAGAAAUGCUCGAGGAAAUCCAGCAAAGUGGUCGAUGUUGCGGUUUGGUCAGCGCCAAGGACUGGGGCGACGACAUUCCCGCUUCCUGCGAGUGCAAAUCCAGCGGCUUCGGCAGUUACGGGAUAUUCGGAAAUUCUGGCUGCACGGCCCGACCUCAGGGAUCCAGAGGCCCGGAUCAGAUCUAUGCCGAGACGUGCAGCGACUUCAUCAUCACGUGGACCGACUUCCUCUUCAACAUUGUCAUGGGCUUCUUCUUCGGCUUCGCCGUCACUGCGCUUCUGGGCCUGCUGGUGUCCCUCCUCAUGGUCCACCAGGUCAAACGCCACGAUCAGGGCGGGCCGACCUCCAUGGCUAUGAAGGGCUACUGAAGGCCGCACGCGGUUAUUUACCAGGCGUCUUUAGUACGGAAAAGACCGGCUCUACUUUCUAUCAAACAUAUUUCAUCCUUACUGUCAGUUUGUAUUUGACAAGACCAAAUAUUACUUCGUCAUCUUCUUUUUUCAUUGAAAUUACAAGCGGCUUUGGAGGAUGUAGUCUAAGGUCUAACAGGUCUAAGAACUUUGUCAAUGAAACCAAAGUGCACAAAAGUCUCUUUUAUACCAACAUUAAAUUGCUGUUUUUUUUUUAACCAACAUUUAAAUGUGUUUCAUACCAACAUUAAAUUGUGUUUUUUAACCAAUAUUAAAUUGUAUUUUUUUUCAAUGUUAAAUUGUAUUUUUUACCAACAAUAAAUUGUAUUUUGUACUGACA